AUGGAUAGUACAAGCAGGACGCGGAUCAUAUCGUGGCAGUUAGUGAAUGCUUUUGUGAUAACUGUGUUCUGGAAGCUUAAGCAUCAACAUGAAAUGAUAUUUGUAUGGGAAGAUGGCUUCUGUGACAAUUGGAAGCUGAGAGAUCCAAUGGAGGGCAAAAUAGAUUAUUUCGGCUUAAAAUAUUCAAAUGAGAUAUUUUCCUCAGCUUAUAAAUCAAAUGUACCUGAUGGAAAUCCAAGUGAAUGUCCAAUUGCUCUUGCCGUUGCUGAGAUGUCAAAUGCAUAUCAUGUAUUUGGAAAGGGAGUUGUAGGCGAGGUAGCAUGUACUGGGAACCCUCGCUGGAUUUAUUCCGAUAGCAUGUCCACCGACGAAUCUUGUUCUGCUUUAGUUGACGAGUGUCCGCAGGAAUGGCUGCUUCAGUUUUUGGCUGGCAUAAAGACGAUAUUGCUUUUGCCAGUGUUUCCCCAUGGAGUUCUACAGCUUGGAUCAAUGGAAGUGGUAGCAGAAGAUGCAGCAAUAGGUACUUAUCUCAAAGCUGAAUUUGAGGCCCAUAAAAAUUUCGAGGCAUGUGAUAGAGAAUCUCCAAAUCAGCAGUUAUCGCUUAUGUCUACUCUCGUGUAUAAUUUAGAGGAGCAAAUGAUCACUGACAUAUAUAAAAUGAACGAAAAUCAGAAGGCCAUUGACGGUGCCAGUCCAAUAUAUCACAAGAUAUCUACUGCAAAUCAGAAUAUGCCAGUGCGUAUGGUCACAGAUUUAAGUGGCAUGUUUGUAAAGGAUGUGCCGUAUACACUUGAAGAUGUGAUUGAGAGCAGAAUCAGCAGGCAAUCAUUAGGCAUGAUUCAUGCAGCUGAAUCACAACACAUGCAUCCAUCACGUGAAGAUAAGAAAUCAGAUAUAACAGAGAGUAAAAUCUUCAAUUCCUUUGGUGUGGAGGAAAACAUCAACACCUUCCCUUACAGUGAUGGCUUCGAUACAAGGAUGUGUGGAGAAUAUAUCAAUGACAUGACAGGUUUUUACACUGAGCCAGGUGUAACUGUACCAACUCUUUCUGCCGAGGAUUGUCAUAACAGCAUUUGUGAAAGUGGAGGUAACAUUUUGAGCUUUCCUGGGGACAGUGAACUGCACAAGGCACUUGGAUCAGCAGUCUCCGGGAACCCUGGUCAAUACCAAUAUGACUUGUCUAUCUCAGGUCACAAUGUAGCUUGCAGUUUGAUCCCUGAUAGUGAUCUUACCUGCAGCAUGGAAUUUUCUGGGAUGGGAGCUCAUGGAUUUUCUGUUAAAGAAGACGAUAUUGGACACCUUUUAGAAGAUCUUAUUGCCAAUGCAUGUGGUAACACCGAUGAUAAUUCCUCCAAUGACAAUUCAUCUAACAAAUUCAACUGUGCAAGCUCAACGAAGAUGUCAACUGGAUUUCUGGGUGCCUCCAAAAGACCUAGUCAAUCCAAACGAGUUGCCUUGGUGGAAGAAGAUCCAGUUCCUUGGAACUUUUCAACACCUGCCUUUACAGCCAAGGGAAGGAAUAGAGUAGAUUAUUUGUUGCCUUCGGCAUCUUCAAUUGAAAGCACCAGGAGUGAAUUGACACACGAACAGAAGCAGAGGCAUGGAAAUGGAUCUGAGAACCCAGGUAAAAGACUAAGCCUGUCAAGUACCAACAAGAGAAGGGUCUGUGCUGUGGAUAAGCAGAAACCUAGACCACGAGAUAGACAAUUGAUCCAAGAUCGGAUCAAGGAGCUGCGGGAGCUUGUCCCAAGUGGUGCAAAAUGUAGCAUUGAUGGACUUCUAGAUAGAACCGUAAAACACAUGCUCUUCUUAAGAAGUGUAACUGACCGGGCUGAUAAAUUGAGGCAGCAAGCUCUAAAAGAGGAAACUGAUGAAAACAUUCCCAAAAGACCUGAAGUUAACAGUGAUCGUCAAAAUGGGACAAGCUGGGCUGUGGAAUUAGGAAGUGAGCAACAAGUCUACCCCAUAGUUGUGAAAGAUCUCGAGCACCCUGGACACAUGCUUAUAGAGAUGCUGUGCAAUGACCACACUCGCUUUAUGGAAAUUGCUGAUGUAAUUUAUAAUUUGCAACUAACUGUGCUCAAGGGUGUGAUGGAAAGACGCUCAGACAAUACAUGGGCCUGCUUUAUUGUCGAGGCCUCGAGAAACUUUCAUCGUCUGGACAUCUUCUGGCCUUUAAUGCAACUUCUGCAACAAAAUCAGGCACCGAGCUCGAGCAAAAUCUAA
Fraxinus pennsylvanica is the source of this 2226-nucleotide messenger RNA. NCBI's taxonomy places the organism in Eukaryota, Viridiplantae, Streptophyta, Magnoliopsida, Lamiales, Oleaceae. The record is from the annotation of a GenBank genome assembly.